UGGGGCAUCCCGAAUCGUCAUAUAUUGAGGCUUGGUCACACGCGUCAUAUUUUGACGCUUUGGGUGUGAGAAUGUGUUGGAAUGGGCCUCUGGGUAAAACACAGCUAUUACAUUACGCAGAGUUUCAAGGCCAGUGCAAAGAAGCGUUAGCCUCUAUAUUACAGAAGUGUCGACUUAAAACAAAACCAAAUAAACUGACAACAUUAACAGAUGGAAUAAAAAGUGUUGUUUAACCACCUGGUGCUUGAUUUAUCUAUAAUGAAUGCAUAUCCUGUUCACAAUCGCUUCACACUCUGAGGCUUUAGAAAAUAUUGGCUCAUAUGCAUUUGUACACCAAAACAUGCAUUUCAAUCAGGAAUCAUGUAUGUUGCAGAAAUAUCAAAAUUCCCCAUAAUCAGAAGGACAGGUGAGACAGGAGCUCUUUAUCUAGACUUCACAGUAGAAACAUCAUUCAGAUAAACUUUACAUGACUGAACUGGUAUUUUGGUAUCAUUCGUGUUUUUGAAGACUUUUCCAACUGAUAAUGGUAAUGUCACACUAACUACCAGUAGUUACUAUGAUUAUCCUAAUGAGCCACUGGCAGCAGCUUUAACAUUUCCUCUGAUUUUCAUCUUGAUUUUGUUUACACUUCCUAAACUGUUUAUAAACUAAGAUGAAAGCAUCUUGUCUGAACUUAGAUUUGUCCGAGACACCCUUUAGAAACUUCUAGCUACUUAACAGAAUGCUCCGGAUUUAACAUAACAGCUGUUUUAAAUCAAUCCUGGUCUGUAUCCAUUCGCCUUCCUGGUAAAACAGUGACAUCAGUCAUCAUGAGGCCGUGACAUAUUUUAUUUAUCAAGACAAGUCACUCAGGUCAUCGUUCUGCCUAAAGCAUGAACUAACAAAGAAAACCGUUUAACAACUUCAUGUGACUAAUUUAGAGUCUUGCACCGAGUCACAACUAGUCAGCUUGGAUGAACUCCUGCUGUCAGUGCAGUACGUUUUUCAGGAAUGAUCUGCUCAUUUGUUUCGUCACCGUUCUCUCUGUUUCAAAGAGCAAUAGACACUGACGGCUGAGUAAAAACUCCUGACAGAUUGAUGCAAAACCAGCUCCUGAAAGAACAAUGCAGAGUGUUGAAUAUGGAUUUAGCCAGCUAUUAUCUGAGAAGCGCUAAGACUGCAGCAUUGUGAUAAACAAUGUGCCACUGAUAAAGAGAACGGUGAGUGCUGACUCGAGGUGCGAUCGCAAUGUGAUGGGAAAAUCCAGUGUGUUGAUCCAUCAAUAACCUCACAGGUAAGAGACGUAGAAGAGCUGGCUUUAGACCCAAUGAACACCAGGUGCUUGAGCAGCUCCUCGCUGCAGUGUUUCUGUCUCUGCAGCUAAUAAAAGCUAUUAUAGUCUAUGGAUUGGUUUACACCAGAUGCGCUGUGGUAGCUUCCAAAUGCAUCCAGCGUAGUGCCGCACCUGCGUUCCAGAACGCAUCACGCUCUGCAGUACACCUAGGACCUUACGGGAAACCACACAUGGAAUAUUUAAAUAAAACAGCAGAUUUCUGUUUCUUUCUGAGAGAAUAAAUGUAAAAAAGAUCCUUGUUUUACUCUCGUUUAUGUGAAGUAGUUCUUCUCCUUUACAGACUCUGAGGGUGUUUCUCAAUGCGAGGCCAGGCGCCUUACUUACGAGGACACUGUCCUUCCUUGGCCAAAGAAAAUGGUUAAAUGGAACAGACUUGCAUCACGUGACCGCGGCUUCCACGGCGGUCAUGUAACGUCACGUGACACGGGAGAUAACGUUAUAUUUUAUAUGUAUUAUUUUCAAUAUAAAUAUAAAAUGAGCUUUUUACUUUUUAAAUUGUGUAUAUGUUUAUUAAAUUAACAAUAUAAGUGAGUUACCACCCGCGAGCCACCGAAGCUGCAACUACUAAAAAACUAACCAACCAUAGAUACCUUCUUUGGAUCUAAAAAAAAAAAAACAUUUUCAAUUAGUUGACUUAUUUUUAAACUUGAAAUUUUGCCCCCAAAGUAGCUGCCAGCUUCUGAUCCACCAUCCUUUUGAAAAUACCGUGGUGUAUUGUGGGUAAUUUUGACCAAGGCUAGGCUGUAAGACACCUCCAGUGCAUCCUUGCUUAGCUAGCUAAACGGCUAAUAAACGGAGAACACGCGCCUCGGUAGAACAUGAAAAUUAGAACACGUCUUGGCGGUUCCUAAUGACGUGCAUCUCCUAGGCAACCAGGGCGGGGCCAAGACAUCAAAGCAAGGUUCCUUGGCAUUGAGACUUGGUCAGGAACUCCAAUAAAAAGCUCAUUACAUGAAUAGACUUGGACUUGAGGUCUGAGAAUCAAGUCCUUGACUACAUGUUUGUAUCUAAGAGUUAAAUGUAACCUGGUUACUAAGCUGCAGAGAAAGAGAUGGGAAGGUGGCAAGUCCAAGGCAAUCUCAAGAUCUUGAGGUUCAAGUCUAAGUCAAGCAUGCUUAUGCUGCAGGUCCAAGUCAGGUCUCAAGCGAUUGAGGCUAAGGUCCAUGUUGAGUCUCAAAGACUUGAUGUUUAAUACCACGUCUGGUCUGACAUCACUAAGGCUAAUGUCCAAGUCGAGGCUCAAAUACUUCAGGUUAAAGUCCAAGUCUAAAGUCUAACUCAACUCAAAGUCUUAAGUCUUUUAGUUUCAAGUUCAAGUAGAAUCAAGUAUUUGACUCUAGUCUUGUUCAAUCUCUGACUCAGUCUUUGAGUUACAGGUCCAAGUCCAGUCUCAAGCCUUUUACAAGUGAUUUAAUUUGACACCAACCAGAACAUAACUCAAGUGUUCCUCAGACACACGCAGUCACUCUCACGAGCAAGAACACCCCCUUCUUGUGAGCAUGUGCAAUGCAGAGCCCCAUAUAAGGUCAUGCUGAUGAUGUAAUGGUCCACAGGCAGGGAGCACAUCCCUUAUUGUUUGGUCUGACUGCAGGAAUGCCCACAUUACAGCUGCCACUAAGAGAGGAGAAGCGUUGAAUGGAAAGAUAAUAAGCUUAAAGCGGCAAAGCAACAGCUUAAAGGUGCUGAUUGAUCAGGAAAAGGCCUACCAAGGGCGAAAAGAGGAAGAAUACAACAAAAAGAUCACAAGUCUUAAGGACGAGCUGACAAAACUCAAGUCGUUUUCGUUGAUGAUUGUUGAUGAGCAGCAGCGUCUCACCGAACAGCUGAAUCAAAAAACAACAAAGGUCCAAGAACUGAGGGCCAGUUUCACACAAGCUCAGGAGGAGCUGAGCUCAGCUAAUGCUCGUCUGCGGGAAGAGGAGCAAAAGGUCUUUCGCUUGGAGGCUGAGCUGCAUGAACAAGCCUGUCGAUACCAUCAGGAACAAGAGACCAUGACCGCCAAACUGACUGGAGAGGAUGCUCAGAACAGACAGCUCCGCCAGAAGCUGUCGGCUCUCAGCAGGCAGCUAGAUGAGCUGGAGGAGAGCAACAAGACUCUGCGAAGAGCUGAAGAAGAACUGCAGGAGCUCAGGGACAAAAUAAGCCGAGGCGAGUGCGGAAACUCUGGGCUGAUGUCGGAGCUAGAAGAGCUACGGAAGAGAGUUCUUGAGAUGGAGGGGAAAGAUGAAGAGCUGGUCAGGAUGGAGGACCAUUGUAGAGACCUGCAUAAGAAACUGGAGAAGGAGUCCAACCAGAGCCGGUGCCUGAAAGCUGAAGUCGAUCAACUGAAUCACAGAAUUAUAGACUUGGAGAAGCUGGAGGACGUGUUCAGCAAGAGCAAACAUGAAUGUAUCUCACUUAAAAGUCACCUGGAGAAGGAGAGGACAGUGUCAAAGGUUCUGAGCAGUGAGAUGGAAGCUCUGAAAGUCAGAGUGAAGGAGCUGGAGGCUUCUGAGAGCCAACUGGGAAAGACUGAGCUGAUGCUCAAAGAAGAUCUAACCAAGUUAAAGACUCUGACUGUCAUGUUAGUGGAUGACAGGAAGGCGAUGGCGGAAAAGGUAAAGCAGAUGGAGAACAAGGUGCAAAACAGUACCGGCAAACUUCAGGCAGAGCAGGACAAGGUUACUUCCGUCACGGAGAAGCUGAUAGAGGAGAGCAAGAAAGCUCUGAGAUCAAAAGCGGAGCUGGAGGAGAUGAUGUACAGCGCGACCAAGGAGAGGGAUGACCUGAAGGCCAAGUUAUGCACUGAGGAGGAGAAGAGCAACGACUUGGAGUCAAAGCUGAAUGUGAUGAAAAAACGUCUGCAAUCACUUGAGACAACUGAGAGAGAAUACCUGCGAAACAAAGCUAAAGAGGAGCAUAUCAAAAUGCCUCUAGCUAACCGCUUCCAGCAGGAAGACAACAAGGUCAAAGAGUUGACUCAGGAGGUUGAACGCCUCAGAUGCAAACUAAAGGACCUAAAGGUGGUGGAAGGGGAUCUAUUAAAGACACCGGAGUUUGAAUCGCUUGAAAAACGAUUCAAUAAUGAACAAGAGAAAGCCAGAGCUCUGAUGGAGGAGCUGGAGAUCUCCAGAAAAGAGCUUUCAAAAUACCAACUGGCUGAAAAGAAAGAGUGCAACCAAGAGCAUGUUCUCUAUAAACGCUUAAAGGAGGAGGAAGCCAAGUCAAGCCACCUGACCAGAGAAGUGGCAGCCCUGAAAGAGAAGAUUCAUGAAUACCUUGGAACAGAGGAAUCAAUCUGUCGAAUGAAGACUGACCACUCCACACUGCAAAGGAAGCUUACCCAACAGGAGGUCAGAAACAAGGAGCUGGCCAGAGAAAUGGAGACACUGACCAGGGAACUGGAACGAUACAGACGCUUCAGUAAAAGUCUUCGACCUGGUAUGAAUGGAAGGCGCUUUUCAGACCUCCACGUGUCCACCAAGGAGGUGCAAACAGAGCCACUGGACCUCAUGUCUCCAGGAGACAAGACAGCGGUACCCCUAGAGCGAGCAGUGGUCAAUGGGAAGCUGUAUGAUGGAAGCGAUCCCGAAGACAACACAGGCUACAGUAAUGAACUCCAGCUCACCAAACGCAGCCCUUCUCUAAUCAAUAACACCAACAAUCUAAACAACAACAUGAGACGGGUGAGAGGCCCCUUCCUCAGGAGCAAGGACACCCCUCCUCAUCAGGCCAAUGGCAAAGUGCAACCGCGACUUAAUGGCAACCACGUCCAGCCUGGAGACGUGGUGUUGACCCACCAUCCGGGGCAGCCGCUGCACAUUAAAGUGACCCCCGACCACGGACACAACACAGCUACGCUGGAGUUCACCAGUCCAACCACAGAGAACCCUCAAUCAUUCACCAGCACUGCUGUCAUACCCACAAGCGGAGGUCCACCCAAGCAGAGAAUCACCAUUAUCCAGAAUGCAUCCAUGUCCCCAACUACAAAGUCCAUUUCUCCAAUAACCAAAUCCAAGAGCUCCUCCCUGUCUGAGGAGCUGUGUUCACCUGAUAGGGCCCUCUCACCUUUUACCAUGACCACAUACACCAGAGCAACGACCCCAGACUCUUGCGGUUCUGUAAGCCCAGACCGAGCAGUGUCGCCCAUACAGAUCGUCUCUGUGAUGACAAGCACGCCUGAGCAUUCCCUUUCCACAGAGCCCGUGGAGGUCGUUGGCGGGCAUGCGGUCUUCCGCGUGACGCCGGAGAGGCAGAGCAACUGGCAGAUCCAAAGGUCCAACAGCUCGGGUCCAAAUGUCAUCACGACAGAGGACAACAAAAUCCACAUUCACUUAGGGAGCCCGUUCAUUCAGAACAUCAGCGCGCAAACGCAGAGUCUGUGUCACACGGCCGGACUCCAGGAGCAAAGGACUGCUCCGGCUGUCAAAGGCAACAGCAAAAUCACAAGCAGCAUCGUGAUCAAACCCACUACCACCCCAGUCCAAAGGCCUUCACAAAUUACAAUCCCUGUAGAAGCAUUCCGACGUCCAGGACCGACCAGAAUCCCCAAACCCAAGUGCUUCAGCUCCCAGAAAGGCCCGAGCAGCGCUGCAGCUAACCUGGGACUGCAAAAUAAAAUUCACCCGGCUGCUCACACUCACAGCAGCAGCAGCAACAACCCGAAUCUAAUGAACAGAAGACUGUGACAUCAUCUGAAGCAGACUCCGCCUUUCUUUGGAAGAAAGUCUACCUGUUAACACCACCUGUGGUGAUUCAAAGACUCCCAAAAAUCAGCCGUUUGUUGUUGGGUGUGCUGUAGUCUGAGAUGUUAGUCUACUGUGCAGUGGAAGAGCUGUGUCGUGGUGACACCAGUGUGUCCAGUCAAGUUUUAUGCAUAUUUGUACGGUGAGUAUUUGUUUUCCUCCCCUGUGGUAGUAUCUGUUGUGAGAAGCUAGGAUUGGGACACAUGUAUAUAUUUUAAAAACAGUGGCAACAAUGUAUAGAACUAAUGCCAGCUCUCACUAACUCUUUAAAAUGUGACCUCUGUAUUAUUUUGACUGCAAUAAAGAUUUUUAUACUUCA
This is a messenger RNA of Nothobranchius furzeri (turquoise killifish), 6376 nucleotides long. It is a transcript of the gene filip1l, whose product is annotated as filamin A interacting protein 1-like. Lineage: Eukaryota; Metazoa; Chordata; Actinopteri; Cyprinodontiformes; Nothobranchiidae. The record is from RefSeq and is a predicted model, not a curated record.